AUGGGCCAACAGGUAGGCUCUCUUCUGGGGAAGCCAGUGCUUCCCGCAGACGAUUUUCAGACACGCCGCAGCAGCAGCCGUAGGUCCUCCCGCAGGGACUGCUCGGGCAUUUGGCUCUUGAGGCAGGAGGCUCAGCAGAGGAGGGCCGCCCAGGAGGCUGCGAGGCCCCCGUCCGCCUUCAGGCCCGUGGUAGGCCGGCGAGGCCAGGUGCCUUAUGUCCCCAGGCCUGGGCCUCUGAGCACAGACCACCGCAGGCAGAGCGCCAGAGCUCCAGCUGCCCCCUCCCCCCAGCCCUCCUGUGUGAGCUCCACGAAGCGAGAUGCCAUCAGCAGCUCCUACAGCUCCACCGGGGGGCUGCCGGGACAGCGCAGGAGGGCUGCAGCCCCCUCGCACACCAGGCCGCCCCCGGGCUCCGCCAAAGAUCUGAAGGCGGCCAGGCAGGACAGCCUCCAGCAACCGUGUUCGGCCCCCCAAGUUCCCCGUAAGACCAGGAACAAGGUGGUUGCAGACACACCAUCCAGACACGAAGAAACCAGGAAGGAACAGAUGACACCAGAGGGUGCUGGCCUAGGAAGAAGAAAGAUCCCUCUCCUGAGGCCUCGCCAAGGGCCACCCCUCAGGCUGCCACCCCCUCCGGAACUAAGCUAUAAGAUCACCGCGGAGCACAUAGAUCAGGAGAAGAAGGCAGCAUUCCAACUUCUGAAUGCCAGGCUGAUGGGUAAGUUGCAGGCCCUAGACAUCAGCAGCACCACACAGCCUGUCUGCCCUCCUCCCCUGCCUGGCACAGGUACUGCUCCUGAACCCUUGAUCUCUGCGGGGGAGAGUAACCACAGAAAGCAGCAGGACUCCACCCUCACCAGUAGCCCUCAGCCUUCCUGCCCUGCUUCCCAGCCUCUGCCAGGCACUGAUCCACCCAUGAUCCCUGCAGGGAAAGGGAAGAGUAAGAACAGAAAGGAGAAGCCCUUCCUGGGCUCUGGGAAGACACUGACAUCUCCAGCCACAGCUACAGCCUCUGCUGUACACACAGACACUAACAGAGUAGAGCUUCCAAUGGACGUCACACCUCCACCUGAUCCUUUCCUUUCUGGGCCUCUAGCCCCUGACACCAGUGGCAGCUCCCUCCUCUCUGCACAGCCAACUGUGACACUGCCCCUUGGCAGCACAGCCAUAGCCAUGGGCUCCGGUCCCCAGUCAGGAACUGACACUGGUGUGACUGUGGCACCACCCAGUGGCAGCACAGCCACAGGCACAUCCUCUGCUCCCCAGACAGGGAUUGACACCGGAGUAGAACCUAUGGAUACCACACCUCCACCUGAUCCUCUUCCCCAGGGGGCUCCUGCUGGCACCAGUGGGAACUCCUUUCCAUCUUGGGAUCUCCUUCCCAUCUGCACAGCUGAAUGUGGCACGGACCAGGGGCAGCAAGAGGGCAGCCUCUUCCUGGCUAGGACAGAGCUUGAGCGUUGGUGCGCCCCCACAUAA
Molecule: messenger RNA, 1479 nt
Organism: Cavia porcellus (domestic guinea pig)
Lineage: Eukaryota; Metazoa; Chordata; Mammalia; Rodentia; Caviidae
Product: putative POM121-like protein 1
Exons: 4
Coding region: 1-1479 (492 amino acids)
Source: RefSeq, a predicted model, not a curated record